CAAAACUUACGAAUUAGGAAAGGUCAGGCCAGCCCUGACAGACCCUAAGAACAGAAUAUUAUCUCCCUAACCCUUGGAAAGUGGGUAAGGGUGAGGCUUGAAAGAAACCAGCUAAGUCCUUCCGGUUCAGGCUGAUAACACUUCCGUUUUUUUUUUUUCCUGACCUGUGAGCCACAGCACCACCUGCUGGUUAUCUGCCGCCCAGCGCUGAUCCAAACAGAUCUUUCUUCCAUGUUCACCUGGCAAUUUUCUUAGGAGAUGAAACCAAGGCGUCUCACACUGUUCACAACAACCAUCCUCCUUUGCCUCAGCAUGGUGCAGCCUAGAAUAAAGAAGAAAAGAGUAACGACGCCAAAACCUGGGUACUGCCCGGAAUUUUUUCUCCCUUGCCCGUUUGUCCGCUUACCCCUAUGCAAGCUUGAUAAAGGGUGCAGGGGCAUCAAAAAGUGCUGUUUCUACUACUGCCAGAUGCGCUGUGUGGAACCUUGGACAACCAAUACUUGAAGUGGAAACCCUUUCUUAACCAAGCCUGGCAAGAUAUGGUGCCAUUGGCUCCAACUUGGAUGGCUGACCUCAAGUUCCUCUGUCUCACAGGCCCCUUUUAUUUGUGGGUUAAAUACUUAUUAAUAUUAAAGCAAAGCAAACAAACAAA
Messenger RNA from Peromyscus leucopus (white-footed mouse), 652 nucleotides. Its product is annotated as WAP four-disulfide core domain protein 15A-like. Gene Ontology annotation, molecular function: peptidase inhibitor activity. Gene Ontology annotation, cellular component: extracellular region. Lineage: Eukaryota; Metazoa; Chordata; Mammalia; Rodentia; Cricetidae. The coding region runs from base 259 to 504 and encodes 81 amino acids. The transcript is spliced from 3 exons. The record is from RefSeq and is a predicted model, not a curated record.